Perca fluviatilis (European perch) is the source of this 893-nucleotide messenger RNA. RefSeq names its product sodium/potassium-transporting ATPase subunit beta-2-like. Lineage: Eukaryota; Metazoa; Chordata; Actinopteri; Perciformes; Percidae. Gene Ontology annotation, biological process: potassium ion import across plasma membrane; intracellular potassium ion homeostasis; sodium ion export across plasma membrane. Gene Ontology annotation, cellular component: sodium:potassium-exchanging ATPase complex. The record is from RefSeq and is a predicted model, not a curated record. Gene Ontology annotation, molecular function: ATPase activator activity.
UUCUCUCCAUCUCUCAGUCUCUCUCUCCAUCUCUCAGUCUCUCUCUCUAUCUGUCCCUCUCUCUAUCUCUCUAUCUGUGGUAAUCGCCGGUCCUCCUCGCCCGCACGGGUCCAUUUUAACCCGGACUAUCAGAGCAGCAGCAGCAGCAGAAGAGGCGGGAAGCUCGCGCCGUCACAGCAGCAGCAGCUCGCGCCAUCAUCUGAGCCUUGAGCGUCGCACGCAGAGACCGCCUCCAUCUUCUUCUUGUCCUCCUUCUCCUCCGGUUGUUCCUCCGGUCCGCCACCAUGUCCGGGACCAAGGACGAGGAGCGGAAAGGCUCGAGCAGCGAGUGGAGGGACGCUUUCUGGAACCCGCGGACCCACGAGCUCCUGGGCCGGACCGCGUCCAGCUGGGGGCUGAUCCUGCUGUUCUACCUGGUGUUCUACCUGUUCCUGGCGGGGAUGUUUGUUCUGACGAUGUACAUCAUGCUGCUCACGCUGGACGACUACAAGCCCACCUGGCAGGACCGCCUCAGUACCCCAGGGAUGAUGAUUCGUCCAAAAGGAGAUCAGCUGGAGAUCAGGUUCUCCGUGUCAGAGACAGAGAGCUGGGACGGCUUCAUCCAGAACCUCAACACCUUCCUGUCCCCGUAUAACGACAGUUAUCAGGUUCAGAUGAAUGAUAACUGUGCUCCAGAUCAAUUCUUCAUUCAAGAGGACAGUGGCGAGGUCAGGAAUAACCCAAAGCGUUCUUGUCAGUUUAACCGCACCAUGUUGGAGGAGUGCUCUGGGAUUUCGGACCGUUUCUAUGGUUACAGCAGAGGUCAGCCCUGUGUCCUCAUCAAACUCAACCGGGUGAUCGGCAUGUUGCCGGGGAAGGACGGUCAAUCUCCUUAUGUCACCUGUGGAGCCAAG